UAGAAAUGGCUAGAACUAAGCAAACCGCUAGAAAGAACGUUGGAGGAAAGGCUCCAAGGAAGCACAUUGGACAAAAAUCCGCCAGAAAGACUGCCUCUACCACCGCAGGCAUGAAGAAGCCACAUAGAUAUAGACCAGGAACCGUCGCUCUCAGAGAAAUCAGAAGAUACCAGAAAUCUACUGAACUCCUCAUCAGAAAGCUCCCAUUCCAGAGACUCGUAAGAGAGAUCGCCCAGGAAUUCAAGGGAGACUUGAGAUUCCAGAGCUCUGCCGUGCUUGCUCUCCAGGAAGCCGCCGAAGCCUACUUGGUCUCAUUGUUCGAAGACACCAACUUGUGCGCCAUCCACGCCAAGAGAGUGACCAUCAUGCCAAAGGACAUGCAACUCGCCAGAAGAAUCAGAGGAGAGAGAUCAUAAACUAAUUCUUCAUAAAUACUCACAUAGUGGGAUGAAUUCGCAUA
Moneuplotes crassus is the source of this 460-nucleotide messenger RNA. The record is from the annotation of a GenBank genome assembly. NCBI's taxonomy places the organism in Eukaryota, Ciliophora, Spirotrichea, Euplotida, Euplotidae.